Drosophila subpulchrella is the source of this 3146-nucleotide messenger RNA. It is a transcript of the gene mino, whose product is annotated as glycerol-3-phosphate acyltransferase 1, mitochondrial. Gene Ontology annotation, cellular component: plasma membrane; mitochondrial membrane. The record is from RefSeq and is a predicted model, not a curated record. The transcript has 9 exons. Lineage: Eukaryota; Metazoa; Arthropoda; Insecta; Diptera; Drosophilidae. Bases 291 to 2846 code for a protein of 851 amino acids. Gene Ontology annotation, biological process: phospholipid biosynthetic process. Gene Ontology annotation, molecular function: glycerol-3-phosphate O-acyltransferase activity.
UUAUUCCACUGUGAACGCUCGAGUAGCGCGGUUCUACGUAUCGCGCAAAAAACCGAAAUAAGCAGAAUCCCUCUGUUGGGCAAAUAAAAAAGUGAAAAACAAAGGCGGCGCAAGAAUAAAGGAUAUAUUUGAUUCAAUUAAACGAAUCGCGUUUAAUCAUCAGGGUCGGAAAGUUUCGGAGAGCACUUCCGAUCACUUGUCCGCCGGCUGAUGCCGGAGCAUCGCUUGGUACUGCUGCGCGUGCCCGCCCAACCAAUCCAAUCCAAUCCCAACAUAAUCGCCAAGCCAUCAUGUUGACGACCGUCCUGAACUUUGCCCAGCGCGUCGCCGAGAUUUCAUUGCUCGGCGGCAUCGAGAUUGCAUCAGUUGCCCUUAUUGUCUACUACAUAUUCGCGAAGACGAGGGCACCGGUUAUCAUCGCUGGCCUGUUUCCCAACCUGAAUCUGAGCUACCGGACGAGCUACCUCAGCAAGAUCAACACCAUUCGAAGCGAUCUCCUGGUCACUUUGCGAUCAUCCAAUGAGCCCAAGACCCAAAACGCGGUGGCACAUGGCAUCGGGACGCAGAAUAUGUUGGAGCUAACCCCGCAGUCGGGUCAGAAGCCCUUCAAGAAGCUUUUUGACUGGGGUGUGCUGUUUCCUUAUGUUGCUCAGGUGGUGCGCAGCGAGAAGUUCGAGUACCGACAGGUCACCGAGAUCGUGCACAACGAUGUUGUGCUCAAGCACGCCAUUAAACAGGCCGCCGAGCUGACGCUUAGGGAACAGCGUUACGCCAAAAAUGGCCAUCGACUGCUCACGCGCAGCGGCAGUGGAGAUCAGAAGGCGCAGGAGGAGGACGACGAGAAAAAAGGCAUAUCCUAUCAGUCCAUUCUGCGCAAACAGGAACAGCGCGCCAUUAGCAUCCUGAAGGACAUGGGCUCCACCCUAAACAACGGCCUGUUGGCCUUCACCUCCUGGAUUCUCUACAAGCUGCUUCCUUGCUUUCUCUCCGGCGUCGUGACCAACACCAAGCAGAUCGAGAUGCUGAAAACUGCAACGGAACGUUCGCCGGGUACCCCGCUGAUCUUUGUGCCACUGCAUCGCAGCCAUCUGGACUACAUCAUGGUCACGUGGAUACUUACCAACAACGAUAUACGUAGUCCACUGGUCGCCGCCGGCAAUAAUCUGCAGAUCCCCGUUUUCGGUGGACUUUUGCGUGGUCUGGGCGCGUUCUUUAUCAAGCGCAAGAUCGACCCAGUGGAGGGCAAGAAGGAUGUACUGUAUCGGGCUGCCCUCCACCUGUAUCUCACCCACGCCUUAAAGCAGGGUCACAAUGUGGAGUUCUUCAUUGAGGGCGGUCGGACGCGCACUGGAAAGCCGUGCAUGCCCAAGGGCGGCAUCCUCUCCGUGAUUGUGAACGCCUUUAUGGAUGGCAGCAUACCCGAUGCCCUGUUGGUGCCCGUGUCCGUCAACUACGAGCGUCUUGUCGACGGCAACUUUGUGCGCGAGCAGAAGGGCGAGAAAAAGAUACCGGAGUCAUUCACGAAGGCCAUUUCUGGCAUUUGGAAGGCCCUGAAAUCGAACUAUGGCCUAAUGCGCAUUGACUUUAACGAGCCAUACUCGAUUCGGGAGCUGGUCAACUCGUACAACAAGAUAGCACGAGAGGAUGGGAACAAUACAAAGGUCUACAAGCCAGCUGCCAGAGUACUGCAGCACAAUCAGUCCACAUCCUCGCUGUACGGCACCGAUGUUGUAUGCGAGGAGCACCGCAAUCUCAUCGAAAGCAUCUCGCGCCAGGUGGUCUUCGACUGCGCCGCCGCCACCUCUGUGAUGUCCACCAAUGCGCUUGCCUUUUUGCUACUCACCCGAUUCAGAAACGGCGCCGAGGAGCAGAUUCUGGCCGAGGCCCUGGAUGAUUUGCGAAACUCUUUAUCUGGCUGCAAGGACUUGGGUUUUUCCGGAGAAUCUUCGCAGAUCCUCGCAUAUGCCUGUGACCUACUUGGUUCAGGUCUUGUGACUCGCACUCGGGAUGAGAAUGGGCGUUUGGUGAUUAGGGCUGUGAAUUCAGUGGAAACUUUUAUUGAGCUGGCCUACUACUCAAACAUGCUGACCCCGCACUUUGCCCUCAGUUCGAUACUGUUGGCUACCUUCCACUCCCUGCUCCCAGAAACGGAGAAUAAAACAGAGGCUGGAGUGUCCCGCAAAAAGCUGAUGGACACCGCCCUGGAAAACUGCCAGAUCUAUCGCUACGAAUUUAUUCUAAACAAGCCGACUCAAGUGCUGGAGAGCUUGCUGUACAAACAGUUGGACGACCUCUUGAUUAGUGGUUGCGUUCGGUCUGAAAAGCUGCACAAUGAUGCGCCAAAUGCGGAUGAAUGCAAACGCUUGGCCAACAGCCUGGCUGCCGACCUUGAUGAGGACGACGACUACCUCCAUGUGGGCAACGGCGACGCUGAUGAGCCCAAGUUGCUGUUCGCCAGCGAUACCCUUCCGCAGCAGCGCUACAUCUGCGAGGUGCUGGCGCCCUUCGCCUGGACGUAUGUGACUGUGGCGCAAUCCCUGCAAAUACUCCACCGAAACUCCAUGUUGGAGUCUGAAUUUAUUAGCUUUGUGAUUAACGAUUUGAGCAGCAAGGUCAAGCGCGGCAGCUGCAUCUAUGCUGAAAGCAUAUCAACUGACUCCGUGCGCAACUGUCUGAAGCUGUUGGAGAAAUGGUCUGUGAUCGAGGUAUGCAACCAGCAGGGCAUGCGCCUGAUCUCACUCAACACGCUCUACGAGAUGUCUCGGGAGUCGCUCAACGCGAUCGUCAAGAAGAUUGACGCAAUUGUGCCAAAAUUCAACACUGGUUACUUUAAUGUAACGCCCUAACCUAUAAUGGAGCUCGCUUUAUUUUUGGCACCACUCUUUUUUUAUCCGUGUAUAGUAGUGCAUAUCCACUUAAGUUUAAAGUGUGUACUCCUAUUACUUAGACUUAGAUAUGUCUAGUUUUAUAGUCAUACGAGUUUAUAUAUGCCAAAGUGCUAGCUUUACUGUAACUAAGCGACAAACAGUGAAAUAUGAACAAAUUUCUAAUGUAUAAUUUAAAAACAUUUACUAUGUGCCGCCUGAGGGCGGCAAGACAAACGAAAACAAUACAAUAUAUCAUCUAUACUGAACUGAUUAAUUAAA